This is a messenger RNA of Lipotes vexillifer (Yangtze River dolphin), 1136 nucleotides long. Its product is annotated as WD repeat-containing protein 70. Gene Ontology annotation, molecular function: protein binding. Lineage: Eukaryota; Metazoa; Chordata; Mammalia; Artiodactyla; Lipotidae. The transcript has 9 exons. The record is from RefSeq and is a predicted model, not a curated record. Gene Ontology annotation, cellular component: nucleus; site of double-strand break. The coding region runs from base 59 to 1042 and encodes 327 amino acids.
GAGGACAUGGGAAGUUGAAAAUCCAAAGAAGCAAAAAAGUGUGUUUAAACCACGGACAAUGCAGGGUAAAAAAGUAAUUCCCACCACUUGUACAUAUAGUAGAGAUGGAAACCUCAUAGCAGCUGCCUGCCAGAAUGGAAGCAUACAGAUCUGGGACCGAAAUUUGGCUGUUCAUCCUAAAUUCCACUAUAAACAAGCUCAUGACCCAGGCACAGAUACUUCUUGCGUGACUUUUUCCUAUGAUGGUAAUGUCCUUGCCUCUCGUGGAGGUGAUGAUACAUUAAAAUUAUGGGACAUCCGACAGUUUAAUAAGCCACUUUUUUCAGCCUCGGGUCUUCCCACCAUGUUCCCAAUGACUGACUGCUGUUUCAGUCCAGAUGAUAAACUCAUAGUCACCGGUACGUCUGUUCAAAGGGGAUGUGGCAGCGGCAAACUUGUUUUCUUUGAGCGCAGGACUUUCCAAAGGGUGUAUGAAAUAGACAUCACAGAUGCGAGUGUUGUCCGCUGCCUGUGGCAUCCAAAGCUGAACCAGAUCAUGGUGGGGACUGGAAACGGAUUGGCUAAAGUCUAUUAUGACCCCAACAAGAGUCAGAGGGGAGCGAAAUUGUGCGUGGUUAAAACACAGCGGAAGGCGAAACAAGCGGAGACUCUAACCCAGGACUACAUCAUCACCCCUCACGCCUUGCCUAUGUUCCGUGAGCCCCGCCAGCGGAGUACAAGGAAACAGCUGGAGAAGGACAGACUGGAUCCCCUGAAGUCUCACAAACCCGAACCUCCUGUCGCAGGCCCAGGUCGUGGUGGCCGGGUUGGAACCCACGGGGGCACCCUGUCGUCAUACAUUGUGAAGAACAUUGCUUUGGACAAAACUGAUGACAGCAAUCCCCGGGAAGCCAUUUUGCGGCACGCCAAAGCAGCCGAGGACAACCCAUAUUGGGUUUCUCCAGCAUACUCCAAGACUCAGCCCAAAACCAUGUUUGCCCAGGUUGAAUCUGAUGAUGAGGAAGCAAAGAAUGAGCCGGAAUGGAAAAAACGUAAAAUUUGAAGAAUCUCAUGUGAGAGCUGUUUGCAUGAGGGGGAGGGAUAUUGAACAGGUUUGGGUUUUUUUUUUUUAAUGAAAUAAAGAGACAUUUUUCUGA